Messenger RNA from Phytophthora infestans T30-4, 2085 nucleotides. RefSeq names its product ATP-binding cassette transporter, putative. Gene Ontology annotation, biological process: lipid transport; transmembrane transport. Gene Ontology annotation, molecular function: ATP binding; lipid carrier activity; ABC-type transporter activity. The record is from RefSeq and is a predicted model, not a curated record. Gene Ontology annotation, cellular component: membrane; intracellular membrane-bounded organelle. The coding region runs from base 1 to 2085 and encodes 694 amino acids. The transcript has 6 exons. NCBI's taxonomy places the organism in Eukaryota, Oomycota, Peronosporomycetes, Peronosporales, Peronosporaceae.
AUGCGUACACUGCUGUGGAAAAACUACACUCUCAAGCGUCGACACCUGCUCGCCACUGUAUUUGAGAUCGCUCUUCCGUGCAUCUUCGUGCUGCUAUUGGGUGCACUUAAGCACCUCGUGGACGACGUGGACGUCCCGGCGGUGCCCACAGAGCUUCCUAAAUGGACUCAGUACGAGACCUCAGUCACUGGACUACUGUGGUACAUGGCUAGGCAGUCCGUGGCGGACGGAAUGAAGCUGAACGAGCUGUCGACCAGUGCGUACAAAAUAUGUACGACCGGCGUGGCGAUGAACGGACAUGUGGACGCAAACGCUUCGUCUGAGUCCAGUGUACCCACCGAAUGUGGCGGGCGCGUCGUACCGUACAAGAUCGCGGUAGUACCGGAUAAUACCUUUACAAGAGAGUAUUUCAUCCAGACGAUGAAGCUCUGGUAUCCGCGUGUGAACAUACUGAACCUGUCAAACUCGCUACAAUUUGCAAGUCUCAGUGAAAGUGUCGCUUUCUUCGAUUCUGAAGAGGCACUGGAAGCAUACGUAAAAGGGAAAACCUACGGCUCCAGUCUGGAUAAUCCGAAAAUCUACGGCGGAAUCGUGUUCGACAAAUAUCCAAGCAGUGAUGAGAUCGGAUCCUUCUCAUCCAUCGAAUACACACUUCGUCUGAGCUCGACUGAGACGAACAGCGGAGCGCUUGGACUUAUCCCUCCUACGAACGGCAACGCUGCCGCUUUGUAUCCGUCGAAAAAAUCCAUCUCGACAGAUUAUUACACACGCUACACACUGACGGGCUUCAUGACGUUGCAGACGCUUGUGACGCGCUUCGUCACGUGUAUGCCCGACUGGGACGCAGCAGUGCAGACUACUAGCGGCCAACGCCAACGUGAGCAGUCCACAGCCGCACCCUCGGACGAUCUGGACGAAAAUCUGUUAGAAUAUCUACAGAGCGACGCGAUACUAAAAUCUGCUGUAAGCGAGAGAUUUUUACUGACACCACUGCGUCAAGCUCCUCAGCCUUAUCUCGGCUCUUCUGUGGCCCCGUUCCCCAUCGAAGCGUACUCGAGUUCGCCCUUCUACGACGACAUCUCUGGCGUCUUCGCGAUCAUCUUCAUCCUGUCGUAUCUGUACACCACGUCGCGGAUUCUGGUGGUUUUUAUCCAGGAGAAAGAGCUCCGUCUGCGUGAAUACAUGAAGAUCCUGGGUGUCAAGGAGCCCGUAAUCAUUGCCACGUGGUACAUCACGUACACGCUCAUCCAGUUCCUCAGCGCUGUUCUGCAAGCCGUCUCCGGCCUCAUUGGCCUCUUCGCCAACAGUUCAGUGCUCGUCAUCUUCCUCUUCUUCUUCUUGUUCGGACUGAGCGUCCUCUGCUUCGCCUUCUUCAUCAGUACCUUAUUCAGCAACGCUCGUACCGGUUCUUUCGUCGGUAUGAUACUGUUUUUCUUGAUGUAUUUCGUGGCUCAAGCAUUCACCGACGACUCUCCUGAGCCAGAUAUUACUCAGGCUUGUAUCAUGCCCCCCGUCGCGCUGUCGUUUGGCUUAUCCACCAUUGCAGACUUCGAGACGUCGGGCAUUGGCGCCAAUUUCGGCAAUUUGGAUACGCUCAAUGUGAAUUUUCGACUAAGUACGGCCUUGCAAGUCAUCCCCAAGCAAUACGGCACCAGCCUCAAUGCUGAACUGCGCGAACAAGAACGUCGAGGCGAGGCUUUAUCCGUGCAAAAUCUACGCAAGACGUUCGAGGUGCCAGGAGGUACAAAAGUGGCUGUGAAGGGCCUGAAUUUGGUCAUGUACAAGGACCAAAUCACGUGUCUCCUGGGUCACAAUGGUGCUGGAAAAUCCACGCUGAUCUCCAUGCUUACAGGGAUGACUGCGCCUUCAAAUGGAGACGCCAAGUACCGUGGAUUAUCCUCGACUGAAGACAUUGAGGAAAUCCGCGAAUCUCUCGGAAUCGGCUUCCAACACGACGUUCUAUUCGAGGAUUUGACGGUACAAGAACAUCUGCUAGUGUUCGGACGCGUCAAAGAAUACCGGAACGCAGCGCUGGUGACACUUGUCGAGUCUCAAAUCCGAAUUAUCCGGUGGGAUGAAGCGUAA